UUUUAAACAGUGUUUACAAUGAUGUGUUGAAUUCUCGGAGAACCAUCCGCGAAGUUCACCACGAUACGUCGUAGCUUGUCCUUAAUUCCGAGUACAACACGGGCCCCUAAUCACAUUCAAGAUGGUUAAGGGGGACAGAGCUGCCUGGAAAGCAUCCUACUUCACCAAGGUUACAAGCUUGUUUGACAACUACAGUAUUGACUGUACUGCAUUACUUAAAAUAAAAUAUUAUUUCAGUUUGCUGCCUCUGAUCGUGUAUAACGUGGGCCUGGUGUUCACCAACGAUGAUCUGUGCGAAGUGCGUGAUCUGCUUCUGAUGAACAAGAAGCGUGCGCCUGCCCGUCCCGGUGCCAUCGCGCCUUGCAUCGUGACUGUGCCUGCUCAGAAUACUGGCCUUGGUCCCGAGAAGACAAGUUUCUUCCAGGCUCUGCAGAUCCCCACCAAGAUUGCCAGGGGUACUAUUGAAAUUGUGAACGACAUCCAGUUGCUGAAAGAAGGCGAUAAAGUGGGUCUGAGCGAGUGUACCUUGCUGAACAUGCUGAACAUCUCCCCUUUCACGUACGGUUUGGUCGUCCUGCACGUGUAUGACCAGGGCACAGUUUUCUCACCUAAGGUGCUAGACAUCAAGGAUGAAGAUAUCGUCAAGAGUUUCAUGGAAGGGCUGACUGCCAUCACCGCCGUGUCGCUCGCUAUCGGUUAUCCUACCGUCGCAUCAGUGCCUCACUCCGUCGUCAACGGAUUCAAGAAACUCUUGGCAAUUGCUGCUGUUACGGAGUACUCCUUCAAAGAAGCACAAACUCUGAAGGAAAUUCUUGCCGAUCCAAGCAAACUCGCCGCCAUACAAGCAGCAGCUGCCGCUGCUCCCGCCGCUGACACCAGCAGCGCCCCUGCGGCCGCCCCCGCUGCGAAGGAAGCUGCUAAAGAAGAGCCCGCGGAAGAGAGUGACGACGACAUGGGCUUCGGUCUCUUUGAUUAGACGCCCAAAACAUGGCGUUGAUCAAUAAAGUCGCUCUCAAAAACUGUUUUUCA
Molecule: messenger RNA, 1029 nt
Organism: Hyalella azteca
Lineage: Eukaryota; Metazoa; Arthropoda; Malacostraca; Amphipoda; Hyalellidae
Gene: RpLP0
Product: 60S acidic ribosomal protein P0
Exons: 5
Coding region: 122-976 (284 amino acids)
Biological process (GO): ribosome biogenesis; ribosomal large subunit assembly; cytoplasmic translation
Cellular component (GO): cytosolic large ribosomal subunit
Molecular function (GO): structural constituent of ribosome; large ribosomal subunit rRNA binding
Source: RefSeq, a predicted model, not a curated record